Molecule: messenger RNA, 1867 nt
Organism: Zingiber officinale
Lineage: Eukaryota; Viridiplantae; Streptophyta; Magnoliopsida; Zingiberales; Zingiberaceae
Product: cryptochrome DASH, chloroplastic/mitochondrial-like
Exons: 13
Coding region: 120-1721 (533 amino acids)
Biological process (GO): photoreactive repair
Molecular function (GO): DNA binding; FAD binding; DNA photolyase activity
Source: RefSeq, a predicted model, not a curated record
UGGCUUUUCCCCUCCGUUGCUCCUCCUACUCUCGAUCCUUCUCCUCCUCCUCCUCCAAGAUCCGACCUUUCCCCUCCAACCCCGCUCCGAUCCCUCCCCUCUGCGAUCUCCGCCCCGCCAUGAGCUCCACCGCGACCCCUUCUCCUCCCCGAGCCGCGGCGGUCCCCGGACUGGCUGCCGACGACGUCGCCGCGGCCGCCGAGGCGGCCUUCGCGCGGCACUCCUCCUCUGGUCUGAAACGCAGCGGCCGCGGCGUCGCAGUAAUGUGGUUCAGGAACGACCUCCGGUUGCUGGAUAAUGAAGCCCUAGUGCGGGCGUGGGCGGCGUCGGAGUGCCUCCUUCCUGUUUACUGUCUGGAUCCUCGCCACUUUGGAACCACCCAUUACUUCGGUUUCCCUAAGACUGGAGCAAUCAGAGCACAGUUCCUGAUCGAAUGCUUGGAGGAUCUGAAGAAGAAUAUGAUGAAGCGAGGGCUAAAUCUUCUCGUGCAGUAUGGAAAGCCUGAGAGUAUACUUCCCCAAAUUGUGAAAACUUUAAGCGCCCAUUCAGUUUAUGCUCAGAAAGAAACAUGCAGUGAGGAGCUACUUGUCGAAAGGCUUGUUCGCAAAGGUCUGCAAGAGGUGGUUCUACCUCAAGGUGGAUCUUCAAACCAAAGGGGGGCUAUCAAUCCAAAACUAGUGCUAGUAUGGGGAUCUACCAUGUACCACAUUGACGAUCUUCCAUUCACCGCGAACAACUUGCCAGACGUUUAUACACAAUUCCGAAAAGCUGUUGAAUCAAAGUCUACACUUAGGAAUUGUUUCAAGUUGCCACCAUCACUUGGGCCACUUCCAGAAGAUGGUUUGUUGGAUGGAUUAGGCGGAUGGGGAACUAUUCCAAUUCUUGAACAACUUGGAUUGAAGGAGAUAAAGUGUGAACAAGGUAUGUGUUUUCAUGGAGGUGAAAAUGCAGCUCUAGGAAGAAUUUUUGAGUACUUCUGGAAAAAGGAUCAGUUAAAGGAUUACAAAGAAACGAGGAAUGGCAUGUUGGGGCCAGACUACUCGACAAAGUUCUCACCUUGGCUUGCUUCAGGAAGUAUUUCUCCGCGAUACAUACACGAGGAGGUGAGGAGAUACGAGAAGCAGAGACUAGCAAAUGAGUCAACAUACUGGGUUCUAUUUGAAUUAAUAUGGAGGGACUACUUCAGGUUUCUAUCCAUAAAAUAUGGAAAUUCCAUUUUUCAUCUCGGGGGUCCAAGAAAUGUGGUGUCAAAUUGGAGCAAAGACAAAUUGAUGUUUGAAUCAUGGCGAGAUGGCUACACUGGCUAUCCUCUUAUUGAUGCCAACAUGAAAGAGUUAUUCACAACUGGUUUCAUGUCAAACCGAGGUCGCCAGAUUGUUUGUUCGUUUCUUGUUCGAGAUAUGGGCAUCGAUUGGCGCAUGGGAGCCGAGUGGUUUGAGUCCUGCUUGCUGGAUUAUGAUCCAGCUUCAAACUAUGGUAAUUGGACCUAUGGAGCCGGUGUUGGUAAUGACCCGAGGGAAGAUCGGUAUUUCAGUAUCCCAAAGCAAGCGAAGACUUAUGAUCCGGAAGGGGAGUAUGUUGCUUAUUGGUUGCCCGAACUACAAAAACUCCCCAAGGAAAGAAGAAACUUUCCGGGGCAGUCAUACAUUAAGCAAAUUGUACCUCUUAAAUUUGACAACACGGCUUGGGGAAAUACUAAUGUUAGAAGAGGCAGAAGAUAGAAUAUCUGAUGUAAACAAAGAGCCAUUCUCCUUUAGUUGUGGAAUUCUAUAACAAGUUUACAUGUAAUUUUAUUAAAUAAAUAGUUAGUUGAUUUUAUGUUAAUUUGUAUAGUUUUAUACAUGAAUAACAAAGUUUGAUAUACAAA